CGGACUCAGCCAUGCACCUUAGUCACUUGACCACGGGAGAAGCUGAACAAAUAUCUGACAUUUUAGUGAAUUUCCUCAAAAAUGGGGAUAUUCUCCGCCGCUACGCCAUUCGACCAGGUUGUGGAUCGUGCAACUAGCGAGAAACAACACUCCGAUGACUGGAGUCAGAUAAUGGACAUAUGCGAUAAGGUCAAAGAAAGUACUGUGGGCCCCAAAGAUUGCCUUAAGGCCUCUAGACUAGCCUCGACCAACCCCAGAAUUGUCCUUCAGGCGAUAACGCUCCUCGAUGCCUGUAUCAGCAACUGUGGCCGCAAGUUCCUGCUAGAGGUCGCAAGCAGAGACUUUGAGCAAGAGUUACGCAAGCACAUGACCAGCCCUCGUACACAUCACAAGUUCUCUCAGGUUUCAGAAAGACUGCGGCAAAGCUUAAAGAAAUGGGCCGAGGGUGACUUCAAGGGCGACCCACAGCUUAGUCUCAUUCCAGCGCUCUACGCCAAGCUUAAGCAGGAGGGUUAUGACUUCAACGUCCACUCGGAAUCGCCGAAGAAAACUCCACCAAAAUACAGUACUGACCCCAAUGUAGUUGAGAGUAAACAAGAGGACGAUAGCAGGGCCAUACAGCUGUCACUCCAGGACAACGGGACCACCAAGACCCCCCCCGGCUCCCAGUCCUCGUCCCGGCCAGCCUCCACCGGCCUCUAUUCCUCGGCCUCGGCUGCCCUCUCCGGCGAUGUGGAUCCCUCGGCCGCAAAGGAGACUCAGAAGGGGCGUCACGACUUUGAGGCGGUCGAGGAUAACGAGCUGACUUUUAAGGCCGGAGAAAUAGUCGUGGUACAGGACAGCAGCGAUCCCAAUUGGUGGAAGGGGACCAAUCACAGAGGAGAGGGUCUCUUCCCCGCAAAUUUCGUCACCUUAGACUUGGCACCCGAUCCUGAGCCCUCUUCAGGUAUGGAGGGCGGCAAGAGGGUGUCGUUUUCUGAGAACGUGCAGGUGACGGAGGUAGAGGAGGCGGGGAGGGAGGAGGCAAAGACACCACAGGUCACCGGAGAGAUCGACGAAGAGAUAAUCGAUACACUCCUCCACGUCCUGCAACCCGAUCCUACCGGCGAACGACCCGACCACCAUAUUGAGCAAGUCAACGCCAUGGCCCCAACGACUGACUCGGAGCUCGAACAGAUCGACAGGAAACACGCCCAGUUGGCUCGCCUCAGCACCGACCUUGUUGAUGCUCUCGGCCUUUACCACCAGUUGAUGCGAGAUCUAUCUCCUGGUCUGCCGGGUCACUACCACCUCAUAAAGCCCCCAGGUCCCCAGUCUGCACCUGUACCUGGCUUCCCUCCAUCAGCAGGACCUGGUCUCCCCCCACAGGCAUAUGGUGCUCCUGGCCAGUUCAUGCCCUAUAUGCCACACCCAUCUCAAGCAGGUGUCGCGGGGCCACCAAUGCCCUACCCAAAUAUGCUACCAUCGACUAUGCCCGGAGCAGCACCAGGCAUGCCCCCUAACCUGGGCCAGCCUCUACAUAUCCCGGCUAUGCCCGGACCUCAAGUGCCUAUGGGUCAAACGAUACCCCAACCCGGCGAGUACCCACAGAUGCCACCAAAUAGCCACGACGGAUCGGCGGGUAAUAUCGUCCCCGGGUAUGGCCAUUUCCCACCAAGUCAGUAUGGCCCAUCGGCUCACCCCAGUGGCCCACCGGAUCCUGCUAAUGUCCCUCCGAAUGUAUACCCUGUUUGUCGUAAGGUCCAACAGCCUCUGCUAGGUAUUUGCCACAACGUAAACACAACUACCCUGAAGAGAAGGAAAUGUGGUAGAUGGGGCAUUUUGUCUUCACCCCCUUUGGCUUCACCCCCUUUGUCUUCACCCCCUUUGGCUUCACCCCCUUUGGCUUCAGCUAGAGUAAAGUCAAAUAGUAGGCCUUUCAACCUUACCUGCGGGGGGGAUAUAUUUGUUAAGUGACAGGUAGAGAUUUUUGUUUUUAGGCCUAAGGAGUAAUUGUUUUUUUGUCUUAUUAAGCGACAAGUUGAUAUUUUUCUAGGCCUAAGGAGUAAUAUUUUUGUCUGUUAUUAAAUGGCAAGUGGAUAUUAUGUCUGUAGGCCUAAAGAGUAACAUUUCAGUUAUUAAACAAGUAGUCAUUAGUAUUGUUUCUAUAGGCCUAGGGAGUAAUAUUUCACUCUUAUUUAGACUACAAUUAGACAUUAUGAUUUAUAUAGGCCUACACAGUCAUUUUCCUGUGUUAUUAUUUCUAUAGGCCUAGGUAACAAACUCCUUCAGCUUGUGCUAUCAAUAAAUACCAAUUUGUAUAGAACUAAAUAAUUUGUAUAUUGAAGGUGUAUUGGUGAUGUAAUUUUAAUAGCUUUCAGAGAGGGACAAUGUUCGUGUGUAGUGUUUAUAGUUACGGCCGUUCUAGUUGUUUAUAUAGAUGUGUAUGGGGGUUUAAAAUUGCCAUGAGCCAAUUUAUAUAGAUUUGUAUUGGGUUAAGUCCCCCUUAGCUCAUUGCUCUGUUAAGUCUCUAAUGUGUAUAGAGUAUUUUCAAAUGGAUUAGUAUAGUUAUUUUGUCAAUUUUAUUUCAUAUUUAUAUUGGAUUUCUCUUCUUUUCUUUAGUCAUAUACAUUUUUGGGUUGAAUUCGUUUUUUAUAUAAAUUUUUGGGUUGAAUUCGUUUUUUAUAUAAAUUUUUGGGUUGAAUUCAAUUUCUUAUAUAAAUUUUUGCGGUGAAUUAAUUUCUACAGUAUUAUGAUUCUUGGAUUGAAUUCAUUUUUUAUAUUAUUUUUGGGGGUUGAAUUCAAUUUCUUAUAUACAUUUUUGGCUUGAAUUCAAUUUGAUUAUAUGAUUUUUUUGAUCGAUAAAUAAUUUUAUAUUUGAGAAAUGUUAAAAAACUUCAUGUAUUUCCCAUUAAUUUACAAGGAGACCAAUUGACAUAUAUUUUAUAAGGCUUGUUCAGUAUAAUCUAUACAUACAUUAUAUUAUAGAACACUGACAGAAACUCUACUCAAUGACCUAUGUUUCCCUGAGGAUAAUGUCUCGGGUGCCCGUUCACAGCUGGGUGGACCAGGGGCACCUCGGGAUUGAACCACUGCUUCUCAGGUUCCAUAGGCUGGGCACUCCUAGUUGACCCAGGUGUCCAUUGGUACAGGAUUUUUGGUUUAUUAUUUAUCCAUGCAGCGAAACCUCUAUUUAAUGGACUAUAUAGAGAUGAAAGUCCAUUAUAUCAAGGGUCCGUUAGAUGUGAAACCUCCAUCUAA
This is a messenger RNA of Homarus americanus (American lobster), 3240 nucleotides long. Its product is annotated as signal transducing adapter molecule 2-like. The record is from RefSeq and is a predicted model, not a curated record. Gene Ontology annotation, biological process: protein transport to vacuole involved in ubiquitin-dependent protein catabolic process via the multivesicular body sorting pathway. Gene Ontology annotation, molecular function: phosphatidylinositol binding; ubiquitin binding. Gene Ontology annotation, cellular component: ESCRT-0 complex. NCBI's taxonomy places the organism in Eukaryota, Metazoa, Arthropoda, Malacostraca, Decapoda, Nephropidae.